AUGUCGCAAGGGCUCCUGGCCGCCGGCAGCGUCCUGCAGAGCAGCGUCGCGGCGCCCGGGAACCAGCCGCGGCCGCAGCCCUUCCCCCAGAGUCCCGAAGAUGAUGACAGGAAGGUCCGAAGGAGGGAGAAGAACCGAGUUGCUGCUCAGAGAAGUCGGAAGAAGCAGACCCAGAAGGCUGACAAACUCCACGAGGAGUAUGAGUGCCUGGAGCAAGAGAAUGCAGUGCUGCGGAGGGAGAUCGGGAAGCUGACCGAGGAGCUGAAGCACCUGAGCGAGACGCUGAAGGAGCACGAGAAGAUGUGCCCGCUGCUGCUCUGCCCCAUGAACUUUGUGUCUGUGCCUCGGCCGGACCCUGUACCCGGCUGCCUGCCCCGGUGAAGCCAAGGACGCCCCCUCUGUGCAGUGAGGAACCUGGCUUUCUCCCCAGGAAUGAGAGGCCUCCCUCCGCCUCUGCGCAUCGGAGGACCUGUCACCCCUCCUCCUCCGCGGGGCUCAGGGGCCCUGUCCUCCGCCCACCGGGCCCCGCAGGAAGCCGCGCAGGCGCCUGGCUCCCGGGGCCCUUGAGCGGAUGCAGGCCAGGAUGCCAGCCUCAGCUUCUGUCACUUCUCAUCCACUUUGGCAGCUAGGAGGUUCCGCUGUUAACGCAGAAUCAUUUCCUCCAGAAUUUGGGUAAUAA
This is a messenger RNA of Trichechus manatus latirostris (Florida manatee), 679 nucleotides long. It is a transcript of the gene BATF3, whose product is annotated as basic leucine zipper ATF-like transcription factor 3. Gene Ontology annotation, biological process: regulation of transcription by RNA polymerase II. The record is from RefSeq and is a predicted model, not a curated record. Lineage: Eukaryota; Metazoa; Chordata; Mammalia; Sirenia; Trichechidae. The transcript has 4 exons. Gene Ontology annotation, molecular function: RNA polymerase II cis-regulatory region sequence-specific DNA binding; DNA-binding transcription factor activity, RNA polymerase II-specific. Bases 1 to 381 code for a protein of 126 amino acids. Gene Ontology annotation, cellular component: nucleus.